AUUGAAGCUCUCAUGAUGGAGAUGCAGAGCCCAGACACAGGAAUCAAGACACAGACCCAGCCAGUGAUGGUCACCAGCAUCCCCCACGCUGUCACAGGUAAUGAUAUCAUGCAGUGGAUCCUUCAGCGCUUGAAAAUCACUGCAGAAGAGGCACUCCACCUGGGAGACCUGUUUGUGAAAUAUGGAUAUAUCUACCCUCUCCAGGAGCCAAAGAACCUCACCCUGAGGGCAGAUGGCAGCCUCUACAGGUUUCAAACUCCUUAUUUCUGGCCAGUGCAGGGCUGGGCUGCUGAUGACACUGACUAUGCAAUUUAUCUAGCGAAGAAGAACAUUAAAAGGAAAGGGAUUUUGGAAGAAUAUGAAAAGGAACAUUACAACAUGCUCAAUCAAAAAAUAAACUACAAGUGGGAUUUUGUCAUUAUGCAGGCCAAGGAGCAGUAUAAGGCAGGGAAGGAGCGGAAGAAGGAGGACAGGUAUGCCCUGGACUGCCAGGAGAGAGCCUACUGGCUUGUGAACAGAACUCCUCCAGGCAUGCUGAGCGCCCUCGAGUAUGGAAUAGACCGAGUCACAGAUCCCAAUGAAAGUAAGAAAAAUACUAUGGAAUUCUACAGGAGAGAGAUCAUGUACUAUCAGCAGGCCAUCCUGAAGACCAGAGUGAAAUCCUCUGUCUCUCUUGGAGGGGUUGUGAAGUACUCUGAGCAGUUCCUCUCCAAUGAUCCCAUCCUGUCUGGAUGUCUCCCCAGCAACCCUUGGAUAUCAGAUGACCCUGAUUUUUGGGAUCUCAAUGCAAAGCUGGUGGAGGUGCCCACCAGGAUGCGCGUGGAGCGAUGGGCCUUCAACUUCAGCGAGCUGAUCCGGGACCCCAAGGGCCGCCAGAACUUCCAGCUCUUCCUGAAGAAGGAGUUCAGCGGAGAGAAUCUGGGUUUCUGGGAAGCCUGUGAGGAUCUCAAGUAUGGAGACCAAUCCAAGGUCAAAGAAAAAGCAGAAGAAAUCUACAAGCUGUUCCUGGCUCCGGGAGCGAGGCGCUGGAUUAACAUCGAUGGCAAAACAAUGGGCAUCACAGUCAAGGGCCUGGAGCACCCUCAUCGAUAUGUUCUGGAUGCUGCUCAGACCCACAUCUACAUGCUGAUGAAAAAGGACUCCUAUGGCCGCUAUUUAAAGUCUCCAAUAUACAAGGAAAUGCUGGCCAAGGCUGUUGUGCCACAAGAGGGUGUCAAAAAAAGCACGGGUCUGUUCGGACGCCGCCACCUGCGCUCCAGCCCCAGCCCCAUCAUCCUGAGGCAGCAGGAGGAGGAGGCCAAGGCCAGGGAAGCCGCCAACACCGUGGACAUCACGCAGGUCAUGAGCAAGCUGGACCGCAGGAACCAGCUGCAGAAGGAAGCUCCUCCCAACCAGCCCACCUCGCCUCCUGCUCCCCCGGCCCGGCUGCCCACGCCGGCCCCGGCACCCCGGCAUCGCCCCAGGCCGUGCCUCCCGUGUCCCCCCUGCCCCGGGGUUCCGCCUGUCCCUCCCCCAUGGACCGGGCCCUGGGCAGCGCCGCGGGCACCCGGCCGGACCCGCGGGCACCCGGCCCCGGCCCCUUCGCCUCCGGCGGCCGGAGAUCCCGCCUGGCCGCCCGGGCCUGGGCCCGGUUCCUGCGGAGGGGCUGCCGGAGCUCGGGCAUCCCGGGCUCGCUGCCGGCCCGGGGCCCGGCCGUGCCCCACGGCAAGGUGCAGCCGCUGGGCGGGCGGGAGCGGCGGCUGCGGCCCGACAGCAGGACGGUCAGCAGCUUCUUCCAAGUCAGAACGGCCGCGCCUCCGGAGAGCCCAGCCUGCCCUGGGGGCUCCGGGCAGGGAGAGGAGAGGCAGCCCCGGGCUCGGAAGGGCUCUGCAAAGGAGCUGAUCUGCCCCUGGGAGACCCCCACAGGACAGGGGAGAGCAGGGUAACCCUGAUAUGGAUGCUCCUGCCAGGCCUGAGACUGCAGUGAUGGCCUUGCAUGGCUCAGCGCAAGUUGGAGAAGUGUGUUGGAGCCAUCCUCCAGCAGCAGGGACACCCAGACCACCACAGCUCUGAAUAACAGCCCCUGGUGUGCCCAGCUGUUUGUGAUCCAAGAGCUCCAAGCCUCUCUGGACUGGUUUUCUCUCCUGUCUUUGGUGUUCAGUUCUGCUCAUGACAAACUGGUCGAUAAAGGAGCCUGGUUUCAUGCCUUGGAGCAGAUGGAGGACGUGUGGGUGAUGUCCUGGGAAUCGGGCUCUUAUCAGAGUUUCUGCCUUGGCCGUGAGGUGUCAGCACACUGAACACGGCACAGCUGGAGCAGGGCUGGAGGGGGCUGGCAGGGCAGGACUCAGGCUUCAGUGCCAAAACAGGGGCGUGUUUGUGUCCCCAGCCUGGGCCCACCUCCUGUUAAUUACAAUUUUUUCAUUUUGAAAGCGUGCUGAUUAAGAGGCUGGGGAAAAUGGAGUGCCUCUCAUGAGAUGCUGAGUGGCAAAGCAUCAUUCCUUCAUCCAAACCAAACACUAUCCCAGAGGCACCAAGGAGUGCAGAGCCCUCCUGCAUCAACUUCAGCUCCCCAGUGCAUGGGUUUGAAACCAUGGCUGGACCUGGGAGCCCCUGGGGAGAUCCAAGCCAAAUCCCUGCUGGUGUUUUGGGCCCCUCCAAGCUGGGAUUGAUGUGCUGCCACAGGCAGUGCUGAUAUUGAGUGUUGGAUUGUUGCCUUCCUUGUGUCAGUGUUUGAAGGUGGUUGUUUUAUUCCCUGGAUGAGUUUCCUCAGUGUGUGUGCUGUGGGUCCCUGUUCUGUACCUUGGCCAUGACCUGUGACUUCUGAUGUUGCUGUUUUGUACUUUCUGAUUAUAAAUGGAGUUUUUCCUGUGUGGCUGAUGUGGUUCCA
Molecule: messenger RNA, 2866 nt
Organism: Zonotrichia albicollis (white-throated sparrow)
Lineage: Eukaryota; Metazoa; Chordata; Aves; Passeriformes; Passerellidae
Source: RefSeq, a predicted model, not a curated record